CUAAGUGGCGAAGCUCGCCAGUCGGAGCGCCAGUCUGAGGGCCUCCGAGGUAGCGGCAAGGCGGGCGCGGCGCGGCGGGGCGGAGAGGACAAGAUCAGGGCAGGAGGCAAGCGGUUAAUCGAAAGAGCCCCGCACAUCCUGCAAAAUGCUGUCCUGGCGGCUGCAGACCGGCUCGGAAAAGGCCGAGCUCCAGGAGCUCAAUGCUCGGCUUUAUGACUACGUGUGCCGGGUGCGGGAGCUGGAGCGCGAGAACCUGCUGCUGGAGGAGGAGCUGCGCAGCCGGUUGAGCCGGGAGGACCUCUGGAUCGAGGAGCAGGCGCGCUUCGCCGAGGAGGCGCGCAGCCUGCGGCAGCAGCUGGACGAACUGAGCUGGUCCACAGCGCUGGCCGAGGGCGAGCGCGACGCGCUGCGGAGGGAGCUGCGGGAACUGCAGCGGGAGGGCGCCGAAGCCAGCUCUGCCCGCAGCCGCCUGGACGCCGAGCUGGGCGCGCAGCGGCGGGAGCUGGAGGAGGCGCUGGGAGCCCGCGCCGCCUUCGAAGCGCUGCUGGGCCAGCUAGAGGCUGAACGCCGCGACCUGGACGAGGCCCAUGAGCGCCAAGUGCGGGAACUCCGCGCCCGCGCCGCCAGCCUCACCAUGCACUUCCGAGCCCGCGCCCCCGGCCCCGCCGCGCCCCCGCCGCGCCUGCGGGAUGUGCACGACAGCUACGCGCUCCUGGUGGCCGAGUCGUGGCGGGAGAGCGUGCAGCUGUACGAGGACGAAGUGCGCGAGUUGGAGCAGGCGCUGCUCCGCGGCCAGGAGAGCCGGCGCCAGGCGGAGGACGAGGCGCGGCUGUGCGCGCAGGAGGCGGACGCGCUGCGGAACCAGGCACUGGAGUUGGAGCAGCUGCGCGCGCGGCUGGAAGACGAGCUGCUGCGGAUGCAGGAGGAGUACGGGAUGCAGGCCGAGGAGCGGCAGAGAGUGAUUGACAGCCUGGAGGAUGAGAAGGAAGCCCUCACCUUGGCCAUGGCUGACCGGCUACGGGAGUACCAGGAGCUUGUGCAGGUGAAGACUGGCCUCAGCUUGGAGGUGGCCACCUACAGGGCCUUGUUGGAAGGAGAAAGCAAUCCGGAGAUACUGAUCUGGGCUAAGAACAUUGAAAACAUGCCACAAGAGUCCAGAAGCACAUCCUAUCGCUAUACCAACUCAGUAUUACAAAGGAAAAAUGAGAAAAAUCUAUUUCCAAGGCAAAAAACACCUUGGACAGGUGUAAAUCACAGCCCAGCUCUGUAUUCUAACAGGCCAGGGCACCUUGACUCACAGACAACCACAACUGUUGGGAGUGUCACCAGAAGGGGCUUCCUGACCUCCGGGUAUUCCUCCUCAGCUACAACCCUGCAGCAAAAAUCCCUUGAGAAAAAUGUCAACAAUCAAGCCAGUCUCCGACCGGGUGCUCCAACCCACGGCCACCCGAGAAACACCGAUGCUCAAAUGAAAACAUUCCCUGAUCGAUCCAAAGUUGAAGGCACCAGGGACACCCCCAUACGGCUGGCCACAGAGUCCAUUAUCUCCAGAGAGUCACACAAAGAUCACCGGGACAACCUGGCGGCAGGUGCAGUGAACAGCACUCGGUCAGAUGAGAGAACGGUCAUUUUGGGAAAGAAACCAGAAGUGAAAGCCGCUAGGGAACAAGAAAGGGACAGAAUCGGGGUCAUCAAAUUAAAGCCGGAAGAGACAAGGUUUGAUUCUAAAGAGAAGGGUUCAGAAGAAAGAAACCUGAGGUGGGAGGAACUGACCAAGUUAGAUAGAGACGCAAGAACGAGAGAAAGCCAGCAGAGGCGGGAUGAGCUCAAGGAGAAGAGAUCACUGCAGGAGGGGAGGGUGAAGGAGAGGGACGUACCCAUCCAUCUAGAAGCAUCCCGGGGCAGCAGCCCAGAAGUGUCCACAAAAGGCUUGCAGUCACCCGGGAGGAGGGACGCUGGCGACCUUAAGGGGAGAGGGCCGGAAACCAAAGAGGCCAAGUUCCGGUGGGACACCCAGGACGCUGCCAGCUCCCUGCAGAGUGAUUCUAUGACAGAGACUGUAGCAGAAAACAUCGUCACCACCAUCCUCAAGCAGUUCACGCAGUCUCCAGAGGCGGAAGAGAAUGCCAGUUCUUUCCCAGACACAAAGGUCACUUACGUGGACAGGCAAGAACUCCCUGGCAGUAGGAAAACCAAGACGGAAAUUGUUGUGGAGUCUAAGCUGACAGAAGAUGUUGAUGUUUCUGACGAAGCUGGCCUGGAAUACCAUUUAAGCAAGGAUGUCAAGGAAGUGAGGCUGAAAGGAGAGUCAGCUGAGAAGAUGAUAGGAGAGAUGAUCAACGUUGGUCUGAGAGGAAGGGAGGGGAGAGCCAAAGUCGUAAACGUGGAGAUUGUCGAAGAGCCAGUGAGCUACAUAGGUGGUGGGAAGACAGAGUUUUCUACCCCCUUCCAAGUGGAAGAAGCCGAUGAUGUGUCGCCCAGCCCCAAGGGGUUUGUUGAGGAAGAGGAUGGUGAUGGAGAGACCCAUGUGCAAUUCUCAAUGCAUCAACAUCAAAGGACCAAGCAGCCCCAGGGGAGCAUCCCUCAAGUGGAAGAAGUGACGGAGGCCGGUGACUCAGAGGGAGAGCAGAGUUACUUUGUGUCUACCCCAGAUGAGUACCCCGGGGGGCAUGACAGAGAAGAUGAUGGUUCAGUGUAUGGGCAAAUCCACAUAGAGGAAGAGUCCACCAUCCGGUACUCGUGGCAAGAUGAAAUUGUGCAGGGGACUUGGAGGAAGAAAACAAGAGAUGACAUGGGGGAAGAGAAGCAUGUGAAGGUCCUGGAGAUUCCAGCACCUUCCCUGGGGGGUGCCGUGGGUUCUGCUCACCUGAAAGAAGAAGCUAGUGGUGAACUGCAUGCAGAACCCACAGUCAUUGAGAAGGAAAUCAAAAUACCGCACGAGUUCCAUACCUCCAUCAAGGGGGUCUUCGCCAAUGAGCCCCGGCACCAGCUGGUGGAGGUCAUCGGGCAGCUGGAGAAAACCUUGCCGGAGCGCAUGAAGGAGGACCUGUCUGCUCUGACCAGACAGGAUCAAGGAGAGCCGGGGAGUGUCUCAGUGGAUGUGAAGAAGGUCGAGAGCUCUCCUCCUGGUUCUGUGACCUUGAUGGCUGAAGUCAACCUCUCACAGACGGUGGAUGCUGACCAGUUAGACCUGGAGGAGUUGAGCAGGGAUGAAGCUGGAGAAAUAGAGAGGACUGUGGAGUCUGUGGUAAGAGAGAGCUUGACCAAGCGCUCCAGCUCAAUGCCUAGAAGCCCAGACAGAGAAGAUGGAGAGGAGGUGCCUGCUGGGGGCAUUCUCUUCAAGCGCUGGGCCACCAGGGAACUGUAUAGUCCAUCUUUUGAGACGGGUGAUGCUUGCUGGACCCCUUCCAGCUCAGAUCAGCGUGGAACCCAGGGCCCAGUGUCAGCCACCGUGGAAGUCACCAGCCCUACGGGCUUUGUGCAGUCUCACACGCUGGAGGAUAUAAGCCAGUCUGUAAGGCAUGUUAAACUAGGCCCCACUGAAAUGUGGAGAACUGAGCAGGUGUCCUACGGAGGGCCCACCGCACAGGUGGUGGAGGUAAGUGGGGACUUCAGUGAGGCAGUCAGCUCUGAGGGAGCCAGCCGCUCUGUGAAGCACAUUACACUGGGUCCCCAUCAAAGUCAUGUGUCCACAGAAGUCACCUUCCGAGGCUCUGUGCCUACCUGCGAAGCAGGAGACACAGAAGAGCCUCACCCAGUGGCACCGUCUGUAGAAGCAGACCUAUCCAGGAACCACAGAGUAUCUGGCUCUGAGCAAUUUCAUGCUGAAAAGGAAAUUCAUUUUCUGGGUCCUAGUUCUGGGGCAGCCCAGGCUGGUAAUAACUUUGCAACAGAAGAGUCAGUGAGUACGCAGACUUUUGUUAGGCAUCUCCAGUUAGGCCCCAAAGAAGGGUUCAGGGAGGAAAUCCAGUUCAUAGCUCCCAUCCCAGACAAAGUGGAGUGGGGAACAGAAGAGGAUUCUGAGCACACCAGAGUGUCUCUAGGAAGGAGUACAUCCAUCCAGCACAUUGACAUUGGGCCUCAGAGGCCCCAAACCUCCAAGCUGAUAGCUCCACACACCUUGGAAUUUAGGGACUCAGAAGGCACGGUCCUUGUAGAGGGCUCAGUGGGGAUGACCCAGUCCACUCACAGUCUCACCUCAGGCAGAGAAAUCCUGAGGAACAAAGAGAACACAUUCCAGAGGGUCAUUUCUGAGUCCCUUCCGGACAGUGUGGGGGACACAGGAGCAGAGGUGACAGUAGGCAUCAGCAGGUCCUUUAGGCACAUUCAGAUAGGCCCUACAGAGAAGGGCUCCUCUGAACACAUUGUCAUCCAUGGACCCAUGUCUAAAACGUUUGUACUCGAUCGUUCAGUGGCGUCCCCUGAGCUAGGUGGGCUAGCAGGGGACAGCAGCACACUAAGCCACAUUGCACCGGGGCCCAAAGAAACUUCAUUUACUUUUCAGAUGGAUGUGAGUAACUCGAGGGCAACCCGCGGCUGGACCCGAGAGGCAGGGUCGGAAGUAGAAGCUCACGGUGUGUCUGACCGUGGUGGCUGGGGAACUGUUCACACUAGGACUGAGCAGGUCACCAGCAUGAGCUCUCGGGUCUCUGCUGGGGAGGGACACCAGGCCCGUGGAGAGAAAGGCGUGGAGCAGGCUGGAUUUGACAAGACCGUGCAGCCGCAGAGAGUGGUAGACCAAAGGUCAGUGGCCUCAGAUGAGAAGAAAGUCGCCCUUGUCUACCUAGACAACGAGGAGGAGGAAGAGGGCGAUGGAUGGUUUUGAUAAGCAGAACAAUCUUGUCUUAAAUGGCGCUUGGGAAGCAUACCGCUAUACACAGCCUUUAACAUACCACUAUACAAAGCCUUUACUAACUGUAUGGGGGACGGGGAGGCUGGUUAUCAAUACCUUUAUUUAAAGAACCCGAGGCUGAGUCAGUUUGCUUUCGAAUUCCUCUGUAAAGGUUUGAGAGCGACUCUGACCUUUCAAGGCUUUCAGGUUUUACAUUUGAGCUGAGAAUUUUGCAGACACUUUUCAUCUUUUUAGUCUUAAAAAGCUCCUUUCUCUAAAGCUUUCUUUCCACAUAUGGAGAGAGUUUGUAUGAGGUUUGCAUCAGGCCACAGGCGUGACUUACUGAUGUUCUACUGUUGAUCUAUAAGCAAGACACUUUAACAUUAACAUUAACCAGAUUAAAAUAAUAUAUGGUAGGUUUUAUUUGCAUGUGCUAAUAUCAAACAGUAAACUAACACUGGAAAGGACAACACAUAGUUUUCUCUUUCCUAAGUCUUUUCAAAAGGAAAUUAUAGAAGGGCCGGAGAGAUGGCUCAGUGGUUAAGA
This is a messenger RNA of Onychomys torridus (southern grasshopper mouse), 5377 nucleotides long. RefSeq names its product synemin (gene Synm). Gene Ontology annotation, cellular component: intermediate filament; neurofilament cytoskeleton; sarcolemma. The coding region runs from base 146 to 4825 and encodes 1559 amino acids. NCBI's taxonomy places the organism in Eukaryota, Metazoa, Chordata, Mammalia, Rodentia, Cricetidae. Gene Ontology annotation, biological process: fast-twitch skeletal muscle fiber contraction; intermediate filament cytoskeleton organization. The record is from RefSeq and is a predicted model, not a curated record. The transcript is spliced from 4 exons. Gene Ontology annotation, molecular function: structural constituent of cytoskeleton; vinculin binding; intermediate filament binding.